Molecule: messenger RNA, 2039 nt
Organism: Amphibalanus amphitrite
Lineage: Eukaryota; Metazoa; Arthropoda; Thecostraca; Balanomorpha; Balanidae
Exons: 3
Coding region: 290-745 (151 amino acids)
Biological process (GO): sleep; regulation of synaptic transmission, cholinergic; positive regulation of voltage-gated potassium channel activity
Source: RefSeq, a predicted model, not a curated record
AUCUCCGGGCGGAGCCGGAUACGGCGGACAGACGCCUGCCGGGGCCGGAGACGGCGGACAGUGAUCAGCUCUGAUCAGCGCGGUGCGGGCGGCCCCGGCCGUGCCAGCGCGGUGUGCUGGCGGCGGGGCCGUCAGGCCGACCGGCCGGCCACUUUCUCCCGAGGUCGGCGGCGAGCCGCGCGGUGCCGCUCCAGUCCGCCGCCGUCUGCCGUCCAAUAUGGCCGCCUCCAUCGCGAGAGAGUUCUGAGUGGUCUCGCCAGCAUAUGGACGAUAGUGAACAGCUUUCAUCAUGAAGUGUUCGGGUGUGAUCCUGUGUGUUGUGGUGUUGGUGGCCCUGCUGGCGGCUGCGAAUGGAGUGGGCCAGCGGCGCUGUUUCCAGUGUCGGUCUCGCGGCUCCCGCGGCGGCUGUAAGGACUCGUUCUCUCACAACAUGACACAGCUGCUGGCAGGGGGCGUGCGAGGCGUGCGGGCCGAGCCCUGUGCCUCCGGCUGGUGCGGCAAGAUCAUAGAGGGCGACACGGGCGUCAAUGACUACGACACGGCCACGGAGCGGAUGUGCAUGCAGCGGCCUCCGUCGGACCUCCAGGAGCGCUGCGACCUGACCAUGUAUGGCCAGUACCGUAAGGUCUACCUGUGCAUGUGCCAGGGUGACCUCUGCAACGGCGCCGGGCGGACACCUGCCUCCGCUGCCGCCGUCACCGCCGCCGCCCUCCUGAGCCUGACGGCAGCUGCAUUGCUCAGCUGACGGGCCGGAGAUGACGUCAACAGUCAGCUGACUGGUCGGUGGUGAUGUCAUCAGUCAGCUGACUGGUCGGUGAUGACGUCAUCAGUCAGCUGACUGGUAUGAGCUGAUGUCACGAGCCAUGACUGGUCUUAGCUGAUGUCAUCAAUCAGCUAAUCGACCUUUGCUGACGAGUGACGCUUGGACAGUCUGGAUCCCACAAGGUCACGAUAAAUUACGUGAUGUCGCAUAAGCGGAUGUCAUGCCUUCCGCAAAAUAUCACCGCAUGAAGUUUGCGGUCAAGUGCCUUCCGAUGAUUCAGAGCUGAUGGACUCGCAUGCGAGGCACUUGCUUUGUGAAACGAGGACACUAGCCCGAGCUGUCCGGGAUAUACUCAGACUGUGACAUGGACAAGCGGGACUUCACUUCCAUGACGUCAUGAUGACUUUCGUUUCAUCGUAAAAUAGCGUGAAGUGCAACUGACUGUUGGAUAGCACUUGCAAUGCGCACUGCAACAAGCUCUCAGAAAACCAAGCCUGCCCCCGCAAGAGGGAGAGUGUUGCAACGAGUGAAAUGCCUGAAGUGUCUGACGUCGUUUGGAGGGUUCCCAGUUGACUGUGGUUUACCGUGCACUGUGCAGUGACUUUCUGCGACUGAGCCGAGUUCGGUGUUCUGUGAUACAUUCUGUCGCGACGCGGGACUGUGCUCCGGGACCAGGCGAGACUGGCUCUGAGACUGUAUCAGACCACAGAUCCGGUUCGGACCAAUCGGGACCACGAGUGAAUGGGGUUCGGACCAACUCUGUCGACUGUGCCAGGAUGAGUCGGCUUUGAGUCAGCCUGAGUCGUCUUUGAGUCGCAGUGAACAGUUUGAGCGGAGUCUGAGUCAGUCUGAGUGAAGCCCGAGUAAAUGUGAGCCAGAAUGCGUCAAUGUGAGUCGGUAUGGAUUAUGCCUGAGUUCACGGCGUGCGCUUGGCGGUAUUGUGUGGCCGAACCGGGACCAGAAAUCUGGCCAAGUUUCCUAGUGUAACUAGUGAUCCCUUUAUAGAUGCGAUAGGUAUGUGAAAUUCGAUGCCAAGAGUAAUAAUAUUAUUUGAGAACAUCGCAAAAAAAUUACCUACGAGUAUUACUGAUAGGUAUGUUGUCAGUUAUCAUUUCGUUAGUAUCAUCUUGCCUUCCCUGCGACUGCAACAAGUGUGGGUAUUGGUUUUGAAAUUUUUACUUCGCUCUUAUACCUAAAUAUGAUGGACAAAUGAGAUUCGUGUUGCACUGCUAGGAUCGCAAACAUACUGUGUUUUAAUAAAUUGCAUCAAUUCAUG